This is a messenger RNA of Toxotes jaculatrix (banded archerfish), 866 nucleotides long. Its product is annotated as protamine-like protein. The transcript has a single exon. Lineage: Eukaryota; Metazoa; Chordata; Actinopteri; Toxotidae. Bases 72 to 635 code for a protein of 187 amino acids. Gene Ontology annotation, biological process: nucleosome assembly. Gene Ontology annotation, molecular function: DNA binding; structural constituent of chromatin. Gene Ontology annotation, cellular component: nucleosome. The record is from RefSeq and is a predicted model, not a curated record.
ACAGAGAUAUCACUCUGUCCUCGUCUCUCUGUCAACCUCACUCAUACGAUCCUGGCAGUGGUGCUAUUACAAUGUCGUCUGCUGUGAUUGCUUUGCCCCAGACGGCUCCGGCCAAGUCUCCAAAGAAGAGAGCCAAGUCUCAGAGAAAGAAGACGGGUCCCACAGUGUCAGACCUGAUACUGAAGGCAGUUUCUCAGUCCACAGAGCGCGGCGGGGUGUCCCUGGCAUCCCUGAAGAAGACACUAAAGGCCGGAGGAUACGACGUGGUGAAGAACAAAGCCAGAAUCCUCAUCGCUAUUAGACGCUUGGUGGCUAACAAAUCCCUCGUCCAGACCAAAGGCACCGGGGCAUCGGGCUCCUUCAAGCUGAACAAGAAGCCCCCCACACCACGAAAGAAGAAGGUGGUGAAAAAGAAGAAACCAAAUGCAAAAAAGGUCAAGAAGACCAGGGCCAAGAAAGCAGCCGGAGGUGACACUCCAGCAGCCAAGAAGUCACCUAAGAAAAAGAGGAAGGCAAAGAGUCCUAAGAAAGCCAAGAGGCCCGCUGCAGCCAAGAAGCCCAAGAAGCCAAAGAGUCCUAAGAAAGCCAAGCGCAGGGUUGCCAAGUCUACCAGGACCAGGGCUGCAAAGAAGUGAACACUCUCCCACUGAACACUAAAUGCCGCUCAGUGCCACGUUUAACUGUGUGUGGACUAAAUGUCUGCAUUCAUUCCAAGAACUUGAGUUUGCUUGAGCUAUUUUACAGCUUUUCUAUAGUAGAAAAUACUGAACCUGCUGUUUUUACACACCUUUUCUUGCCAUUAUCUGCGGUUUGCAAUGAACUGAAUUGCAGUGUUGUUGGAAAUAAUAAACCUAUUUUAAUUUAUA